CGCAUAAUAAUAUAAUAUUCAGUAUACUUCAGUAUGUCGUAUAAUAUCCCAAAUAAGCCCCCUCCAUUAAUGGCAGUAUCGACCCCGCCAAUCAUAAAGACAUAAACCGAAAGUGGCAUGUAUCUUGUUGUAUUUUCAAACGCUGCCUCCUUCUAUUCUUCGUAGCUCAUACUUUGCUGUAUAUUUCACCCACAUUUUUUUGGUUUCUAUGCAUAUAUCAUAUAUCUACGGUAGCACGCAAAGCUAUGGCGCUAUCAGAGACAUACCGGUCCAUCCAAAGCUGGAUCACUCAACAGCUGGAGUACGAGGCCACACACGGUUCUCCCGCACCGCUGACAGACACCCAACGGAAGCUACUUGAGAAGCUUCAGAUUGCGCUACCUCCUGCUACACCACUUCAACCCGAACCGGAGCUUGGAGAUGCUAAUUGGGUCGGUCUCCUAUUAGAAUACCGAGCUGCCCGUCAACGAAUACCCACUUCCGUUCCCGGAGGUGACUUUAGUGAGAAACCAGGCCCAACUAUAUAUGGGGUUCAGAGGUGGUAUUGUCAAGUGCGCAUCGAUGAGCACUCGGAACCCUUUCCCGGACCUGAUGGUGGCUCGUUCCCAGACGGAACGCUGCCGUCUUUCGUACGCAAGAAGGACGCCAAAAAGUAUGCAGCAAAAUGUGCUGUUGAGUGGCUCGGCGUAAACGGGUAUAUGCAUCGACUUAACGUCGACGGCGUAAAAUCCCCUCCAGUCCAAAAACAACCAGCUACACCACAACCUUCACCAGCUAGGAAGAAGCAGAAAAUUAUGCCAUCUUCACCUGAGAAUCCCGAGGCUUCUACUCCUAGCCCUCGGUCAAACAAAGACCCGGAGAGCCUUUUACCCAAGGGAAUUGCCUCCACUUUCAACGGUGACGAGGUCUCGGCUGUUUUCGAAGUCGAGCGGCUUUGCACUCGACUCGGGUACUCUGGCUUUCCUCACUUUAAAGUCACAGAGGGCAAGAUGGCCGGUUUCUAUAGCGGCCUCCCAGAGCUAGGGACUCUAGCUCCAAAACUGCCCCCAGACAUCGGUCACGUAAAGGAUAUCUACGGCAAAAAGGCAGUUAAGGAGAAGAUCGCAGAGGAGUUGCUUGAGCCUCUACGCAAGCUAGCUGCACAAUCUGGGAAGGCAGAUGGGCAACCCAAAACAGGUUCGUUGCCAGUUAGAGAUACAGAACCGCAGGUUCCGGCCUAGUUAGGUGCGAAUCUGGCGAACUUGGUUGCUAAUGUGACUGCAUAGUGUGACCGGCGUCAGGACUAGAGUGUUGAAGAACAUACAUCUCAUAGAGGGAUCACGAAUGUACCUAGCUACAAUAAAUUCAGCUUCUUCUGGCUACACAUUGGAGUAGAACUAUGGGCUGUGUGUUACGACUCUUGGGCCAAGACGAUUCGGCAUGACUAGCUAGGUUAGUUCAGACUCUCCUUUAAGGAUAAAUAAAUGAUGCCCUACCCCGUCAUGAGCUUCUACAAUUCUAGAAUUUCUGACUUACACA
Messenger RNA from Daldinia decipiens, 1518 nucleotides. RefSeq lists its product as uncharacterized. Bases 246 to 1220 code for a protein of 324 amino acids. The record is from RefSeq and is a predicted model, not a curated record. The transcript is spliced from 2 exons. NCBI's taxonomy places the organism in Eukaryota, Fungi, Ascomycota, Sordariomycetes, Xylariales, Hypoxylaceae.